Panicum hallii is the source of this 1967-nucleotide messenger RNA. RefSeq lists its product as uncharacterized. NCBI's taxonomy places the organism in Eukaryota, Viridiplantae, Streptophyta, Magnoliopsida, Poales, Poaceae. Bases 1 to 1611 code for a protein of 536 amino acids. Gene Ontology annotation, cellular component: nucleus; cytoplasm. The transcript has 3 exons. Gene Ontology annotation, biological process: SCF-dependent proteasomal ubiquitin-dependent protein catabolic process. Gene Ontology annotation, molecular function: cullin family protein binding. The record is from RefSeq and is a predicted model, not a curated record.
AUGGGCCGGCCGUGCGCCUCGUGGUCUCGGGCGCUGCUCGCCACCGGUGCGGGAGCAGGGGGCGACGGCUGCGGCGUCGGAGGCGGCCGCGAAGAGGCGGUCUUUUCCUUCAGCGCCGCCGCCGCCGCCGCCGGGAAGGCGAUCACCCUGGUGAGCUCGGAGGGGAAGCCGUUCAAGGUGUCGGAGGAGGCGGCGCGGCUGUCGACGGUCCUCGCCGACAUGAUCGACAACGGCUGCGCUGGCGGCAACAUCCCGCUACCCAACGUCACCGCCAGGGCCCUCGUCACGGUGAUUAAGUACUGCGACAAGCACGCCGCCGCCGCCGCCGCCAAGCCCGACGCCGACCACGGCGCCGCGGAGGGCAGCAACAGCAGCACCAGUGUCAACACCGCGGCAUCCGAGAAGACGCUGGCUGAGUGGGACAGCAAGCUCGUCGACAACCUCACCCUGGACGCCCUCUACGACCUCCUCCUCGCCUCCAACUUCCUCGACAUCAAGGGGCUCCUCGGUGCCGCCAGCCAGAAGGUCGCCGACAUGAUCAAGAGCAAGACACCGGCGCAGGUCCACACGAUCUUCGGCAUCACCAACGACUUCACGCCGGAGGAGGAGGAGGAGAUCCGCAUGAGAACCCCUGGGCUUACGAGGACGAGGAGCCUUGAUUCGAAGCCAUUGCUGCGCCAACAUCUCAUUGGAUGUGCCGAUGAGCCGAUCUACUGCCAGCCAACGCCUCCCCGCACCCCCCGGCUCGCGUAUAAAGCAAAGCAACGCCGCCACCCAGGUCCCCCAACCCGAUCAUUCCAUCCGUGCCCAGAUCAAUCACUCGACGCCGUGAGAGCGCCUAGGCGAAGCGAGGGUUUCGUCCUUGAGCGUGCGAGAGCGAUGGCGGUGGGGAAGAGAGAGACGGGAGCGGCGGAGGUGGAGAAGGGAGAGUCGGUAGCGAUGGCGGCGGGGAAGGGAGAGAAGGGAUCUACGGUGGUGGAGAAGGGGGAGAAGGGAUCGGUGGUGGCGGAGAAGGGGGAGAAGGGAUCGGCGGUGGAGAAGGGAGAGAAGGGUCCGACGGUGGCGGAGAAGGGGAAGGGAGUGGCGGAGGAGGAGGCGGGGAAGGAGGUGGCCGACGGGGAUAUGAUCACCCUGAAGAGCUCGGAUGGGAAGGCGUUCGAGGUUUCGAAGGAGGCGGCGGCGCGGCUGUCGACGGUCCUCUCCAAGAUGAUCGCCGGCGGCUGCAGCGACGGCUGCAUCAAGCUCGAAAAGAUCGGCUCCGAGACCCUCGAGAAGGUGGUGGACUACUGCAACAAGCACGCCGACCCCGUCCCCAGCGCCGCGUCCAGCAGCAGCAGCAGCUUCCUCACCGCUCCAUCCAAGGAGCUGGAGGAUUGGGACCGCAAGCUCGUCGACUGCCUCAGCCAGGACGCCCUCUUCAACCUCACCGAGGCCUCCGACUCCCUCGUCAUGGACGGGCUCCUCGACCUCACCUGCCGCAAGAUCGCCGACCUGAUGAGGGGCAAGACCAUCGCUGAGAUGCGCAAGAUGUUCAACAUCAAGAAUGACUUCACAGAGGAGCAGGAGGAGGAGAUUCGCCGGGAGUACGCCUGGGCCUUCGGCGACGCCUAGGAGCCUUUGGGUCCACUUCACGCUGCGCUAACAUCUCACUGGAUCUGCCGGCCUAGCGGUUCCGUUCUACUGCCUCGAUCCUUUCUUAGUUGCGUACAUCGUGCGGUGGUUUCUCGACUUGCUUCUUAGUAGUAGUUCAUAGUUGUUCGGAUAGGUUCAGGUCAAGUAUUCGGUCGUAGCAAAGUCUGUUCAUCCUGUCGAAGAGAAACAGGAUCGAAUGUGUGGUGGAAGUUUUGAGCUGCUUGCAUGAAGUGAUGAAUGAACAUAACAUCCUGAAUUGCCUGUCAUUUCUGAUCGAUUCCAUGCAACCGCUCUAUGUCUGUUAAAUGUGUUCUGAUCAAUCAUGUUGUGGCUAG